This is a messenger RNA of Salvelinus namaycush (lake trout), 1826 nucleotides long. RefSeq names its product complement component 1, q subcomponent, B chain (gene c1qb). Gene Ontology annotation, molecular function: protein binding. Lineage: Eukaryota; Metazoa; Chordata; Actinopteri; Salmoniformes; Salmonidae. The record is from RefSeq and is a predicted model, not a curated record. Bases 229 to 978 code for a protein of 249 amino acids. The transcript has 5 exons.
UUCUCUCAGUGUCUCUCUCUCUCCCUCCAUCAGUCCAUCUGUAAAUCAGUCUCACCGUUCAUCACUCUCUCUCCGUUCAUUAGUCAGUCUGUCUGUCGUUGUCUCCAGAAAGACUGACACUCUUGGAGCCUCUAAGGAGCUCACAGACAUCUGAAAACUACAGACCACCAACUACAGACCACCAACUACAGACCCCGUCAGAGGCUGGCAGACGACGACACAUAUCAGAUGGCCACCUGGUGGUUGAGGUGGGGUACUGCUGCUGUGAUGGCGGUCAGCAUCCUGGCCUCCUUUGUAACCUCUGUUGCCAUGGAGCAAAGCUGUAACGCAAACCUUGGUUACCCCGGAUUACCCGGGAUACCGGGAGCUCACGGAGCCAACGGUAAAGACGGACCAAAGGGAGAGAAGGGAGACCCAGGUGAGUCUGGUCUGGGAGGGAAGGGUCUGAAAGGGGAGCCAGGUGAAUCAGGUCCUCCAGGAAGGUCAGGUCUUCCAGGGAACCCCGGGCAGCUUGGACCCAAAGGACCCGCUGGCCCCCCCGGGGAGAAAGGUAGCCCAUCUGGGGUCGACUCCUCCCUCACCUCCUUCUUCUCCUACAAGAGGAACACCAUUCAGCAGCCUCCCAAGAACUUGCCCAUGCGUUUCGACGCACCAAUACUGUCGGGCCUUGACCCUAGCCUGGAAGGUGUUUCGCUGAGGGAAGGGUUGUUUAAGUGUACCAUUAGUGGCGUGUACUUCUUUACCUAUCAUCUGUCGGCUAAGAACCUGCUCUGUCUUAACCUGAAGAAGGGGACAGAGACCAAGGUGGCGUUCUGUGAUUCGUCGAGUGGAUUCCUGGUAACGUCUGGGUCGGUGGUGCUGGAUCUGAAAAAGGGAGACGAGGUGUCUCUACAGCCCACCGAAAACAACGCUAUCAUCACUAAAGACGAACGAGCUGACAACACCUUCACCGGCUUCCUGAUCUUGCCCAGCUCAUAGAACCACACAGAACCUUCACCGGCCACACAGAACCACACAGAACCACACAGAACCACUUUGAAUGAGCUCAAACCAGAUUCAACCAGAUCUAAUCUUGGUUGCAUAAGAAGUAACAUUUUGUCACUUCCUGUUUUACUUCAAUUUAGAAUUUGUAGGUGUGGUAUCUAGCGGAAACCUUUUAUCAUCCGCACGCGGGUUUGAAAUCUCAGCCCCAGUUUAAUCACCGCUUUCGCCCAAUCCUGAUUCUAUCAAAUAAUCAAUGAUGAAAACCCCAAACCAGGAACUACUGCUGCUCGUAAUCACAUCAUUCUACGUGAGCCUUGACAGAUUGUUGCCGUUUACACGCAGAAUCUGUCCACGAGAGAUUAAACCCUGAUCCCACCUGCUGAAACCAGCUUCCUGCUCUUCCACACCACAUAAAAUACAUAUCAUAGCCACCUCAUUCUGCUCUAGAAGCAUCUGCAGCACAGCCAUCCAUCUCUGUGUCUGCCUCCCUGUCUAUACUGCUAAUAAAAUACAUAUCAUAGCCACCUCGUUCUGCUCUAGAAGCAUCUGCAGCACAGCCAACCAUCUCCGUGUCUGUGUCUGCCUCCCUGUCUGUACUGCUGCUGCUGCUUGCUGAGACAGUUCAUCAAUCAAUCAAUCAAUUCAUUCAUUCAUUUCCCCAGGUCGUUGUUGUAAAUGAGAACAUAUUCUCAGUCAACUCACCUGAUAAAAAAUAAGGAAUACAUUUAAAAUAAAUCAAAUAAUCAAUCAUGUAUUGCAUCUGCAUCUGCUGAGCUGCCUACCAAAACUAAAAGAUAUCAUUUUGGAAAUGAAUUUUCAAUCAAUAAAGAGAUUUGUUACCA